GGGAGACCAGAUAUAGUGAAUGCAGAGUCCGGGGAGAACAGAUAUAGUGAAUGCAGGGUCUGGGGAGCCCGGAUAUAGUGAAUGCAGGGUCCUGGGAGACCGGAUAUAGUGAAUGCAGGGUCCAGGGGGAGACCAGAUAUAGUGAAUGCAGGGUCCGGGGGACAACAGAUAUAGUGAAUGCAGGGUCCGGGAGAACAGAUAUAGUGAAUGCAGGGUCUGGGAAGACCAGAUAUGGUGAAUGCAGGGUCUGGGGAGACCGGAUAUGAUAUAGUGAAUGCAGGGUCCAGGGAGACCGGAUAUAGUGAAUGCAGGAUCCGGGGAAACCAGAUAUAGUGAAUGCAGGGUCCGGGGAGACCAGAUAUAGUGAAUGCAGAGUCCGGGGAGAACAGAUAUAGUGAAUGCAGGGUCAGGGGAGACCGGAUAUAGUGAAUGCAGGGUCCUGGGAGACCGUAUAUAGUGAAUGCAGGGUGCGGGGAGACUGGAUAUAGUGAAUGCAGGGUCCGUGGAGACUGGAUAUAGUGAAUGCAGGGUCCUGGG
Staurois parvus is the source of this 537-nucleotide messenger RNA. The record is from the annotation of a GenBank genome assembly. Lineage: Eukaryota; Metazoa; Chordata; Amphibia; Anura; Ranidae.